AUGAAUUCAUUACAAGAAAAGGUCGACGCGGUCAAGACAGCGGUGGCCAGCACCACCACCUGCACACCGGCUACUGUGGUCACCAUCAAGGAGCUUCUCCUCCCCGACGCCGAACCUGCCUCGACCGCCGCGUCCAAAACGAAAGCCGCCUCACGCGCCACAACAAAAACGACGACCGCCCGUGCCAGGGCCGGCACGACAACCACAACCGAGCAAUUGACGACGAAGGAAAAGACGGCAUUGGCUACCCACGUCAUCAAUGCCACCAUCAAGUCUCUCACCGACGCCGCGAAGCCCCAGCCAACCACCGCGCCGGCGAAGCCAACAGAGGGCGACCAGCGCCCCGCCACCGCCAACGCUGGCAAACGCACGCUCCGACGGUCACUGUCCGCGCCGCUCUCGCCCAUGCAGCCGCGCUCGCUCAACCGCGUAGCCACGUCGCCCAACGUCGUCGCCAAGGUGUCUCGGCAGGCCCCCGGGCCGUCCACGGGAUGCCUCGCCACGGCCGAGUGCGCGCGCGUCGCCUUUGCGUGCCUGCGCAACAUCAAGGGCCCGCUGGCGCGGGACCAGACGGACCUGCAGGUCGAGCACGGCAUGUCGGCGCUCGUGGGCAAGCUGACGACCCUGGGCAUGCAUGAGCAAGCGCUCAGGGAACUGCGCGUACUGCAUCGACGGCUCGACGUCGCCGCCAAACCGGAAGCGGGCAAGGCCAAGGCCAAGACGGCCGCAGUAGAGUUGCCAACAAGCAUUUCUGACCUUGUCAGCUUCAGCGCACCUGUGCCGCCUCAUUUUCUGGCAGCUGUGACGACGUGCCAGGUUCAAGUGCUGAAACUGAUUGCGUCAUCGAAGAAGCCAGAGCAUAUUGAGGCGGCGCUGCCUCAUCUCCGCGAUACCCAAGCUUGCUCUCCUGUUAAGCUCCUGUCCGCCCUCGCUAAAACUGGGAGUAAGGAGGCUUCCAAGGCUGCGCGCCAGCUAGCGUCGCUGUCGCAACUUGUCCUAUCUCUCGCGCCGAGCAUUUCUAGCCAGGAGGACGCUGUCGCUACAGAGCCACGUAUCAGUCCCUCGCCGCUCACGGCUUUUGAGCUACAGACACUGGCAUUUACUUGCCAACUUAGGUGGUGGAACAUAGGAGGUCACUCUGGCAAACUCGACGAGGAGCUGCUGUCACCGCUCUCGCGCUGUCUCCGCGCAUUCGCUCGACGGUUCACAUCGAAUGAUGCUGUGCUGUACAAAACCAUGGCGGCUUCGGUAGAUGUACUGCUUGAGCUUGCCAAAACCUGUGGGUAUGCUCCCUCUGUAUCGCCAACAGCACCCAUCGCCGCCAUUUACCAAAUUCUUGGAACCUCUGCCUAUACUGCGAAGAAGUAUGACGAAGCGGCCGAAUGGUUCAAGAACUUGCGGUCGACCAUUGAGUCGCCCGAAGACGCCAUGGUACGGCAUGCCUCCAUCUGCGCAUGGCUCCUUGCUGCGGUACUCAAAGGGACGAAAGAGGCCGAAGAGACCGAGCAGCUUGCGCAGUCUGCCCUGGAGAGCUUGGAUGGAAGCCUUAGUGGUACUGCUUCGGAACUGAACGAGCUUCUUGACAGCCUGUCACUGGCCAGACGCUCGGUCGUUGGCCGUCUUAUGGAGUCUAUGAACCCAUCGCAACCCGCAAGUCGCAGACCCGAUGCCGUCGACGAUAUACUCAAGACAUUCGUUCUCCGCUACCCUCGCUUCGUCCGCCGAUGGCUAGGAAAUGUCCCGAAUAAGGAUGCCUCCCCUAAACACAUUCUGCAGUUUGACCAACGUCGUCAAGUCGUUAUGAAAACCAUUAGCCAAACGCUUGACGGGACUCUCAUGGUGGUCAAGUGUGACGUUCAGAAUGCCACGGCCGAGUGGCAACCGCUGGAUGAUGUGUUGCAGCAUUGUUCUACUCUCCUCGAAACACUUGCCGACCCCUCACAAUCUCCCGCCAAGACUGAACAACUCAAUAAUUACCUCGUCAAGAUUUCCAGUCUGUAUUUUGCCAAGUUUUCACAACUCCGAAAGCACUCUCAGAGGAAGCGAGAGGAGAACAAGCAGAUUUUACAAACCCUUAGCCGCUCCAUCGACACUGUCAAGGAUCUUUCCGCUGCAGAAAGAGAGCGGGCACAGCUUUCCACGAAGCUUGAGCUGUUUGCCGAUAUGUGCAAGGGGUCUGGACGAACCGACGAUGCAGUGCAGACCCUGAGGUCAAUAUGCACAAGCAUGGCUGAAGAUGGCAUCCUAAAGGAAGUUUCCGCCGCGUUGGCUUCUCAGGCCCCCACCAUAGCAUGGAAUAUGAAUGGCAAGUCCAGCAUGCUAUCCAGGACUCUCCGUUCAAUUGCCAAACUCGACAAGUCUUGGACGGAUUGGACAGUUUUCCUGCCUGAGACGGAGCGCGCCGCUGUUUUGGAGCAUCUGAUGCACCUCAGUACCGGCUCACGCAGCGCCCUGCAAUUCCACGACACGAAUAUGAAUGCCCUACUGCGCAUUUAUACCCCUGACAAGUAUCCUAUUCGACGGCUGCGCGUGCUGCUUCACGUUUUGUAUCAAAACUUGGGCAACGAGGAUGAAGUGGCGGCUAUUCAUCCUCAUCUGCAAGUCUGCCUUCGCCAAGCUGAGACACAGGACAAGGCCGAGGACGAAGGCCUGGCUGGCUUCAUGCCGCAUCUAUUGAAUUGGCAUCAUAGCGUACAAGCAGUCUUGGAUGCGGACGAACUCUCCAAGUCUGCCGUCCCAGAGGCUAUCGACACUUGGGCCAAUAUGAUUGGAUCCUGCCCAAUGGAGAGCAGCAUCUACAAGGUGAUUGACGAUCCCGAAGCGCUUCAAGACUACCUGCAGUCUCUUGGACACCUAGCUGGUUUGAGGGGCGAACGCCUUUUGCAGCUCAAGAUUUUGCAGCUGUUGGUAUCGCUCUCCAAGAUCUUUGCCGGCCACGGGCAAACGGUAAACAGUGCGCUCAUUGUCCGCCAGAGCCAGCUUGCUUCUCAGUACAUCAGUACUGGUCUCUACACGAAAGCGCUAGACGCCCUGGACGAGGCCAAAGGACUGCUUCAGCAGCAGGAUGAGGUGGCACCCAACGUCAGCGUGGCGUAUAACCUGGCGCAAGCCGAAUACUUUGCCGGCAUUGGGAAUAUGGAUGAUGCGAACCUUUCUAUUUCUGAACUCAAUGCUGUCUGUCGCCGCUCGCAGUCGUCAUGGGCCCCGAAUAAAGCUCAGGCAACUACGACAGUCUGCUUGGUGUCGCUUCUGCAGUCGUCCCUCUCUCUACAGUCUGGAAACGUGGAAGAAGCUUUGAACCAUAUCAAGCAAAGCGUGCGCAUGCUCUCGCAUGACUGGACGAAGCUUGAAUCUGCUGUUGGUGGCAAUGACUCAACCCUAUCCGACACAAGCCUGGACUCUGUUUCAGUCAAGGACGUCAGAGCCACCCUUGUUGGACCACGAGUCUGGGCUCUAGCAGUUCCUCUUAUCCGCAGCUUGCUCCAUAUUUCUUCUGUUUAUGCUCACAUUGGCAUGUUCCAGGAGACCAUCUACUACGCUGACACUGCCUCCAAGAUUGCCGCCAACUCGCAAUCGACUCUCUACAAUGCCGAGGUGGCUGCAUGGACCGGUUCGAUCUAUCUCCGAGGGGGAGACCUAGAAAAGGCUGCCUCUCGCUUCCAAGUGCUGGCGGAAAUGAUGCCCGAGGAUAUGUCGGCGUCCAAAAUUCGCUUUGCGCAAAUGCUUGGAGAAUAUUACUCGCACAUUGGCGACAAUGACAAGGCGCUGGAAUACCUACAGGUGGCUGAGAUUGGCACUCGCGGUCUCAACGACGAUACGUCUUUGAACAAGGAGGAAGAAGCCAGUGUGCCCGAGGUAGCUGCACCGGCACCUUCUCGAACUAAAUCUACACGGACGACAAGGCCCAAGACACCCGCCAAGCCCCGAGCAACCAAGCGCUCUGCGGCAACAUCGAGAACCGUCACGCCGGUGCCCCGACCUUCUCCGCAGCCCACUGAUGUUUUCCAAGCCUCUCUUCUCGCCUCGGUGCUUCUCUCUCGUGCCAGCGGCCUGAUUCGCCAGCAAGACUGGACUGCCGCACUAGCUCUGCUCAAGCAGGCCAAAGAACUGCCAAAACACGACAUAACGGCCUACCAAGAGCAGGUCGCAACAGCGACGUCGCUCAUCGGACAUAGCAUGGAGCAGAUAAUUUCAGACCCCGUCUUUUCCGUGAUUCAAGACUCGACCAUUUCCUUCCCGUCCAUUGCUGGACUAGUAGAGAAGGUUAUUGCCGAAGGCUGCUCGCCAUUCAAGUCGCCCGCUAAGCGAGGGCGAGCAGUCGCGGCAAGCCGCGGCAAGGCGGCCAAGGAUGAAGAUGUCCCGGCUUUUGCCGACGCACUGAAGCAGGCGCAAGAAUUACUCGCCGAAGCUCACUCGUCGGCCAUGAUGAAAUCGGACAGCAGCAUGGUCCGACGCAUCUCGGCCAUGCUCCAGAAUACCAUCAUUCUCCUGUCUGCUACGUCUGGUGCAAAACACAGGUCCAUUGCCCAUUCUGGAUUGGCUACUGUUGCAGUCGACUUGGCUCACAAUGUUACCUGGCGCAGAGAACAAAAGACUCUUGCUGCAACGACAGCAGUCUCUGAAGAUGCUAGUGAUAGAAACGGCGCUGGUCCUCGCAGGGCUAGCUUGGCCCCGGCGUCGGACAUGGCCAACUUUCAAAAGAGUUACAUUGAGAUGGUACCCAAAAACUGGCGCGUCAUCUCCGUGUCUCUCAGCGACAACCAUCACGACCUGUGUCUGACCAAGUUCCAGGCUGGCCACAGUCCGUUUAUCCUUCGUCUGCCGUUGGAGCGAGCCAAUUCCCGCGACGCCGACUGUGAGAUAUACAACUUUGAGCAUGGCAAGGAGGAGCUUCUCGACAUUAUCAAACUCGCCAACGAGACAAGCCACUCUGCGCGCGACUUUUCGCUCAAGGGCGAGCGAAAUGCCUGGUGGGCCGAGCGCGAGGCUCUCGACACGCGCCUCCGGGAGUGUCUGACGCAGAUUGAGACGACCUGGCUGGGUGGUUUCAAGGGCAUCUUUUCGCAGCAUCAGCGCCGGUCCGAUCUCUUGGCUCGUUUCCAGAAGAACGUGCAAAAGAUGCUCGACGCUCACCUGCCCUCGCGCAACCAGCGACGCGGCAAGAAGACGGCCAAGCCGGGCGUGACGCUGGAUCCGCGCAUUCUCGACUUGGUUAUCGGCCUCGGCGACCCUACGGAUGAACCCGACUGCGACUUUGACGAGGCGCUCAACGACUUGCUUUACUUUAUUGUGGAUAUCCUGCAAUUUCACGGCGAGCGCAACGCGUACGAUGAGAUUGACUUUGAUGCCAUGGUUGUCGAAAUGUACGACGCCCUCAAGGGUUACUACGGCGCUCUAGACGGCGCGAGAGCGCGUGAAGCCGGCGCGCACACGAUCCUGGUACUCGACAAGGCCCUGCACGCGUUCCCCUGGGAGUCGCUGCCCUGCAUGGACGGCCUGGCCGUGUCUCGCGUGCCGUCGCUGGCAUGCCUGCGUCAGCUGAUUACCGAGUCCAACAUGCCACCCAAAGACAAGACGGCCUCGGACACCGUCCUCCCCGGCCACUACGUCUCCGCCACCGCCGGCACCUACAUGCUGAACCCGUCGUCGGACCUGGCCAACACGCAGACGUUUUUCCAAACGCCCUUUUCCGCGGCGCUACCCGGCUGGACGAGCAUCGUCAACCGGGUGCCGCACGAGGACGAGUUUGAGCAGGCGCUCCGGCAAUCCGACGUGUUCCUCUACUUUGGCCACGGUAGCGGCGCGCAGUACAUCCGCGGCAAGACGAUUCGGCGGCUGGCCAAGUGCCGGCCCGCGGCCUUUCUCAUGGGCUGCAGCUCGGCGGCGCUCACGGAAGCCGGCGAAUUUGAGUGCUACGGCCCCGUGUGGAACUACAUGAUGGCCGGCUGUCCCGCCGUCGUCGGCACGCUCUGGGACGUGACGGAUCGCGACAUUGACCGCUUCGCGGGCCGCACGUUUGAGCAGUGGGGGCUGUUUGGCAAGGGCACCUUCUUCCCGGAGGAGUCGCCGGCCGAGCAGCAAGACCCGGUCAAGCAGUCGCUGGUCGAGGCGGUGGCGCAAUCGAGAGACGCGUGUCGCUUUCGGUACCUCAACGCCGCGGCCGUCGUCGUGUAUGGUAUCCCGGUCUAUGUCCGGUGA
This is a messenger RNA of Cordyceps militaris CM01, 6198 nucleotides long. Its product is annotated as separin. Lineage: Eukaryota; Fungi; Ascomycota; Sordariomycetes; Hypocreales; Cordycipitaceae. The record is from RefSeq and is a predicted model, not a curated record. Gene Ontology annotation, cellular component: centrosome; nucleus; mitotic spindle. The coding region runs from base 1 to 6198 and encodes 2065 amino acids. Gene Ontology annotation, molecular function: protein binding; cysteine-type endopeptidase activity. Gene Ontology annotation, biological process: meiotic chromosome separation; proteolysis. The transcript has a single exon.